Molecule: messenger RNA, 1125 nt
Organism: Paramecium tetraurelia
Lineage: Eukaryota; Ciliophora; Oligohymenophorea; Peniculida; Parameciidae
Exons: 1
Source: RefSeq, a predicted model, not a curated record
AUGAAAUUGAUUCUUAUCGCUCUUUUGGGAUUAACACUCACACAAGCUAUUUUUGUUAAAAGAUCCAACGACCCAAGCAAGGCAGUUUUCACAUAAUUAGAAGCAAUGGAAGAACAUGAAUUGGGAAGAAAAUUAUUGGACACAAUUGCACUCUAAUUGAAUAACAAGGCCCCAUUGGGAGACAUCGCUAAAAUGUUACAAUAAUUGAGAGAAAAUCUUAUCCUCAACCAACAAGAAGCUGACCAAAAGCACGCUUAAGAUGAAGUUGAUUGCGAAACAGAAAUCUACCAAUAUAACAGAAGAAUUGACUUCGCUUCCAACGAAAUCACUGAAUCAACCCAAGAAAUCUAAAGCCUCAGUGCCAAGGUUGAACAAUUGACUCAAGAUGUCGAAGAUAAGACAGUCUAAUUAGAUAUCUUAAACGAAUAAGAAACAUAAAUCAGAGAAUAAAGAGCUGAAGAUGCUGAAAAUUUCAAGAAGUUUGAAAAUGAAACAGAAAAUGUCAUUGAAGCUGUCGAAGUCAUUAUCUAAAGAUUGAGCUCCAUCCAACCAGAUCAAGAAGUCUUGGCUGCCUUGACACAAUUGAAUAAGAUUGGUGCAACCAACCCAAUCCUUGCACUUAUGUAAGUCGCUUCAACCUUCUCAGCUGAAUAAUUAAACAAUGUCAUCAACAAGUUAGGUGAAGUCAGUACUUAAUUGGCUGAAGCUCUUGAAGCUGCCAGACAAACAGAAAUCUAAGCUUAAUUAGACUUCGAAGCUUUGGUUAUUGAAAUUGGCUCAUAAAGAGAAUCCUUGAGUGCUGCCAGAGAAGAUUCUCAAAGAUAACUCCAAGAUAAUUAAUAAGCUUUGGACUUAUAAAAGAAGAGAAAGGAAGAUGCUACCGACGAGUUGAACGCUGCCUCAUCAGGAAAGGAAUAAAAGGAAGCUGAAUGCGAUGCAUGGAGAACUCAAUAUGCUGAAGAAUCUGAACAUAGAUAAUAAGAAAUCUCUAUCAUCAGAUAAGUUGAAGAGAUCUUGGCUACCAAACUAUCCAAUGUCAAGGUUUAUCUUUAAGAGAGAUCAUCAGCAUGAUAACAAUUUAUUUCUUAAAAAAUAUAUUAAGCAACCCUCAUUUUAUAUUCUUUA